Messenger RNA from Aplysia californica (California sea hare), 3663 nucleotides. Its product is annotated as ras-related and estrogen-regulated growth inhibitor. Bases 530 to 1201 code for a protein of 223 amino acids. The record is from RefSeq and is a predicted model, not a curated record. Gene Ontology annotation, molecular function: GTPase activity; GTP binding. The transcript is spliced from 6 exons. Lineage: Eukaryota; Metazoa; Mollusca; Gastropoda; Aplysiida; Aplysiidae.
UACACCCGGGUGGAGAGAGCCGAGCGGCGGGCUGACCCUCAGAUGAUAGGGCCGGUGAACGAACAGUAAAGCACGCUGCGCACCAAGCUGAUUACCCGAAAAACUUCUUUUUACGUUGAGACACAUACUGCAUAACUACCGGAUUCACAUAACGGGCGUUUUUCCCCUCCGAAAGGGGGAACAAAGUGUUUGCGCUUCACCAUUGGCAACAUAGGAUGUUGUGUACACAGCAGGUACACGCUCACUCCCUUGUUCGUUUUGGUUCCAGAAGGUGGCAGAGUGAUAAUGCUAUUUUGGAUUGUAUAUUAGUGAUGUAAGAGAGACUUUUUGUCGUCCUUCCUAAGCAUCGGCAUCUCGAAUCUUCCUUGCAAGGACAUACAACGACCUGAUAUUUAACGUCUACAAAGACGUUAAAAAAGACAGCAGCAGUGAACGUAACGGUGGCCCAUUUAAUAUGAAUAAAAAUACCGACCAGACAUCUAAAUGUGACUGCUAUUCUUCUUAGUGGAUACAUGGAGUAAAGUGUUCUAUGCAAAUGAGAAUGACGUCAGCUAGUAUCAACAAAGGGAAGCCACCGGAAAGCAGCAACAAAGGGAAACAACCCGAUAGCAGGAUCGUCAUUCUGGGCAACUCUGGAGUCGGGAAGUCAGCCCUUGUUGUGAGGUUCCUGACCAACAGAUUCAUCUGGGAGUAUGAUCCAACUUUGGAGCGCACGUACAAGCACCAUACCUUUCUGGACGAGGAGCCCACUGUGAUGGAGAUUCUAGACACCGCUGGACAGCCUUCACCAGAAGACAGCAUCCAACAAGAAGGCAAUAUUCGAUGGGGUGAUGGUUUCAUCCUGGUCUACGCGAUCAACGACCGGCACAGCUUCGAGUCCGCGGCUGCUCUAAAGCACCAACUCGAUCAUAUCAAGAAAACAAACGUGCAGUGCAUGCUGGUUGGGAACAAGAUGGAUCUUCUCCACGAGCGUCACGUGAGGACAGAGGAGGGAGAGACACUGGCCCAGGAGAUGUCUUGUGCCUUCUACGAGACGUCCGCCUCGGACGGAGGGGAAGAAAUCUCCGAAAUCUUCUACGAGCUUCACAGAGACAUAAAGAGAAGGAAGAUGGUGGAAUCCAAGGGCAGGAGGAGGUCCUCGGCACAACAAGUAAAAAACGUGUUCAACCGCAUGUUGAACAAGAUUGGCAGUUCAUCGUGAUCAAGAGACAAUUUGAUUCUGUUGGUUUGUUUUGGUAAACCAUGUUUCCUUUAGAAAGUGCACGAAGAAUGUGCACUUAAACAGAUCUAUAGUAAAAUUUUGUGGCCAAAACAUUACUUUAUCAGACUGACGUAGAAGAAAAAGGGACGAUCCAACCCCAAGGUGAACUGAAAUCGCAAUUGACUGCCAAUGGCGCAACGGAGGAGGAGGGGAGCUAACCGGAUAGAAAUAAUCUCCUUCACCCAUAAAUUAGCAGUUACUUCCCCUUUAUAGAUGUUUGGGCACGUUGGUAAAAAUCAUGUCUACAUAGUGCAUUAAAUUAUGUUUCUUCUAAUUCAUCUUUGCCAAAAAGAAAGGAACAGUUCGUUAUCUUCAAGUUGUGUACUUCUCUGUAGUAAGAAUAUCAUGCCGAGACUCCGAUGCGAGUUAAACGGCUUCAAUCCCGUAAGCUUAAAAAAGGACGUCGUUUCGAUGAGGAUUUUUUGCCUCAUAUAAUAGUUGGGAAGGUCGUUAUGUUAAUACUAUUAUAAUACAUAGCCAUGACGCUGAAAUCCAUGAGUAAGUGUGAUUUUGGCUCAAAACUGUAGUGGUGAUGAGUGUUUUUGAUACAUUACUACUUUUAUGACAUAACUCGUCGAGGGCAGGCAAUUAUGCUAAUCUUUCUUCAAAAGCAACUUCUAAGGAGAAAUCACGCAUCCCCCUUCAAGCCACAAAACAGGCGUAUUGUCAGUUGCAAUAAAGAGGUCGCCUUCUGUUAACUUAACGAGGUGCCCUUCCUUCAGCAAAUUAGCUGCUCUCCCACCAUAAGAGGUCCCCUCCCAUCAGCAAAAGAUGUUGUCUUUGUCUUCGGUAAGUUAGUUUUCUUGAGGUCAAACAGCCUAAUGUGCAGAAGUUGUUAUAACUUCCAAACAAAAACAGGAACAGCAUCAGCAGCAACAACAACGGCAACAACAACAACAACACAACAACAACAAUAGCAACAACAACAACAACAACAACAUCAACAACAUCAACAACAACAACAACAGAAACAACAGCAACAACAACAACUACAAAAUGAUAAAACAUUACUCAAAACAAGUCAUGACACACAUGCACAUCUGCGAGUAGGUUUUUGGUGUUCGUACUUGAUAUUUCGCUAGAGGAGAGGUUGCACGCUCUUCUGGUGCGGGUACAGUCACAGUGGGCCUAUUGACACUAUUGAUGCUUUACUGACAUUGAAGAGUUGUGCAUUCCGGGAUCUCCUAAUAUUGUUUUUGUUUUAUAAGUGUUUUACGGCAUUUGCAACACAAUAAGGUCAUGUAAGUGCCGAAAGUUUAGAGGUGAUUCAAGAGAGUAGUAGCAAACACAAAAAAGAAUGAGCAGAGAUAAGGACGACAGAUGUUUUAUAGGAAAGAAGAAGCAAACCACAACAGAGCACCCGCGAACCACCCACUCCCAAUACUGUGCUAUGAAUUACUCAUAAUAAAUUAUUAAUGUUGAGUGAAGACAGGGAGAGGGUAGAACGUAAACUUAAAGUGCGGACCAAGGGCGUUGUCUUUUGUAGAUACGCUGUGCAAAGCUACCUACGCAUACUGCUUUCCCGAAAGGUGUUCCCUGUGAGGUACUUUCAUACAUCUGUCAUUUAAAAACUUCAUAUCUCGAGAGUAGAUAUUUAGCUGUCCUUCCCUCAACAUGUUGUUGAAAUCUUAUGUCCGCAAUUUACGUAUUGUGUUAUGUAAAUAACAUUGCUGCGGACGUCAUCCAGUUUUGAGUACCGGUACUCAAUGCAGGACAGAUUAAUAGGAGUUCUAAAGUUUGGGAAAUAAAUAAACUCUUUGGCUGUUUUCAUUUUUUGUAUUCACACAGAGUCGUAUAAGCAGAUCAUAGAUAAUUUGUGAGGCAGCGUUGUGAAAUCAGGCGCUCGUCAAGAUAACAAAAUUGAUGAAAGUGGCUUCUCCCAAAAGUCUGGCUAUUGUUAUCGAAUUGUUUAAAUUUUGGCUUAACAUCUUUUAUGUCCAUUCAGGCACACAUUUCUGUGUGGAUUUUUACUGAAAAACGUUGAUUAAAGGAACAAAAAAUGUAAGUUUUCAGUUACCAUAGGCUCUCAAACAAUAGAAAUAACUUCGUCGGCCAUUUUCCCACUAAUUUAACCUCUGAAGCAAGGCAACUUCAAUAGCAAAUACAUCAAAUUCUAUUCAAGAUAAAUGGGUAUUUUUUUCAUCGAAGGCACGACAAAUGGACAGAUGGCACCAAUAACUCCACAUGCCCAAAAAUUGACGGGCGCCUGACUCCACCUCGUCGUGACAGAUUUGGUCAAUGGUUUGCUCGCUCAAGUGUGCGGAUAGUGGCGUCUGGUAAACCCUGGACAUCAAGGCGAGAAUUGUGCCCUCGAUAUUUAUAAUUUUGCGUUACAAAAACUUGGCAUCUUUGCCAAGAGAAAGACAAAAAAAAGGGAGAGAGAGAGAGAGAGAGAGAGAGAG